AUGUGCUUCACAUCCUACCCUAAAGCAUGUACGACAUCUCAAAUUUGGAUAAACCAUACAGAUGGUUCUCCGCACCCAGACGUCACCAUAUCCAUCUAUCCAGUGUCAACCCGUAACGAAAGCACCUGCUUGUACAAGUAUCCUCCUUUCCCAACCCCUGGCCUCAAUUCUCCAGGAUAG
Trichoderma gamsii is the source of this 180-nucleotide messenger RNA. RefSeq lists its product as hypothetical. Lineage: Eukaryota; Fungi; Ascomycota; Sordariomycetes; Hypocreales; Hypocreaceae. Bases 1 to 180 code for a protein of 59 amino acids. The transcript has 2 exons. The record is from RefSeq and is a predicted model, not a curated record.